This is a messenger RNA of Sorex fumeus (smoky shrew), 2086 nucleotides long. It is a transcript of the gene FLVCR2, whose product is annotated as FLVCR choline and putative heme transporter 2. Gene Ontology annotation, cellular component: membrane. Bases 368 to 1978 code for a protein of 536 amino acids. Gene Ontology annotation, biological process: heme export; transmembrane transport. The transcript has 10 exons. NCBI's taxonomy places the organism in Eukaryota, Metazoa, Chordata, Mammalia, Eulipotyphla, Soricidae. The record is from RefSeq and is a predicted model, not a curated record. Gene Ontology annotation, molecular function: heme transmembrane transporter activity; heme binding.
CGAACUGGCUUAAGUCAGUGGCUGCGCCGGGAGCGAACUUUUUUCCAGCACUGCGAGGCUGGAAGUGCCUGGGGGUGGGGGAAGCCCGGGCACCUGCGGUCAGCACCCGGCGGGAGGAGGCGCCGCGCCUGCUGUCCGGCCCGGGACAAGGCGACCGGGACCGAAGACGCUCGGAACGCGGGAGUCGCAGGUCCAGGGAGCGCCUCUCCCGAGCGCCCGCCAGCCUUCCCGCACCCGCCUCUGCGCGACUGGGACGUCGUUGGGGGUGUGUGCGCGUUCCGGGGUUCCCGUCGGGUGCUCCACCCGCGGCCACCCCGCUGAGCGCGCCCGCGUCCCCAGCUCCACCAGUCCAGAAGCCGCUGUGGUCAUGGUGACGGAAGGUGCCACCCCGCAGGACGACGAUGGCACUUCGUCGCAGGAGUCCGCGCUCCACCCCAGCGCCUCCGACCACCCCGGCGUCUCCACGGACCCCAGCGCCUCCGACCUCCGCAGCGUCACCCUCCACUCCAGCGACUCGGCGCACCGGGGCAGUUCGGCCCAGUCCAGUGCCUCGGCUCAGCCGCUGGGCCUGGUCCCUACCCCCAGCAGCCCCGAGAACCUCAGCGUGAUCAAGGUGAGCAAGCGCCGCUGGGUGGUGGUCUUGUUGUUCAGCUGCUACUCCAUGUGCAACGCCUUCCAGUGGAUCCAGUACAGCUCCAUCAGCAACAUCUUCAUGCGCUUCUACGGCGUCAGCGCCUUUGCCAUCGACUGGCUGUCCAUGUGCUACAUGCUGACCUACAUCCCGCUGCUCCUGCCCGUGGCCUGGCUGCUGGAGAAGUUUGGCCUGCGCACCAUCGCGCUCACCGGCUCGGCGCUCAACUGCCUGGGCGCCUGGGUGAAGUUGGGCAGCCUGAAGCCCCAUCUCUUCCCCGUCACCGUGCUGGGCCAGAUCAUCUGCUCCGUGGCUCAGGUCUUCAUCCUGGGCAUGCCCUCCCGCCUCGCUUCCGUCUGGUUCGGGGCCAAUGAGGUCUCCACGGCGUGCUCCGUGGCUGUCUUUGGCAAUCAGCUUGGAAUUGCGAUUGGGUUUUUGGUCCCUCCUAUUCUGGUGCCCAAUAUCGAUGACCAAGAACAACUUGCCUACCACAUCAGCAUCAUGUUCUACAUAAUAGGAGGUGUGGCCACUCUGCUUUUCAUCCUUGUCAUCAUCGUGUUCAAGGAGAAGCCGAAGCAUCCCCCCAGCAGGGCGCAGUCCAUGAGCUAUGCGUUGGCCUCCCCCGAUGAUUCGUACCUAAGUGCCAUCGUCCGACUCUUCAAAAACCUCAACUUUGUGCUGCUUGUCAUCACCUACGGUCUGAAUACCGGUGUGUUUUAUGCCCUAUCCACUCUGCUGAACCGCGUGGUGAUCGCACACUUCCCGGGGGAAGAAGUGAAUGCUGGGAGAAUCGGCCUGACCAUCAUCAUUGCAGGGAUGUUUGGUGCCAUGAUUGCAGGACUAUGGCUGGACAGGUCUAAAACCUACAAGGAGACCACCCUGGCGGUGUAUAUCAUGUCUGUGGUGGGCAUGGUGGUGUACACGCUGACCCUGGACCUGAAACACCUGUGGCUGGUGUUCGUCACUGCUGGCGCCCUGGGCUUCUUCAUGACGGGCUACCUCCCACUGGGGUUUGAGUUUGCCGUGGAGUUGACCUACCCUGAGUCUGAAGGCAUCUCCUCUGGCCUCCUCAACGUGUCUGCCCAGGUAUUCGGGAUCAUUUUCACCAUCUCCCAGGGCCAAAUCAUCGACCACUACGGGACCAUGUCUGGGAACAUCUUCCUGUGUGUGUUCCUCACACUUGGAGCUUUCCUCACUGUCUUCAUUAGGGCAGAUCUCCGGAGGCAGAAAGCGAACAAAGAAACUCCUGAGAGUAAACUCCAGGAGGGUGAGGAGGAGGUGCCGGUGGUGGUGGAGGAGAUGAGCAUCGACAAAGCGCCCAUCGCUGGUUCUGAGGAGCACUUCUGAGGGACGCCGGUGGCUGCAACUCAGGCACACAGAGAACAGCCGCCCCUCCGAUCAGGGCCCCCUCGCUGCCCGUGCUGGAAUAUUUGUGGCCUGCAGGGUGGUGUCUCU